Messenger RNA from Notothenia coriiceps (black rockcod), 821 nucleotides. RefSeq names its product NSE4 homolog A, SMC5-SMC6 complex component (gene nsmce4a). The record is from RefSeq and is a predicted model, not a curated record. Gene Ontology annotation, cellular component: Smc5-Smc6 complex; nucleus. The coding region runs from base 59 to 685 and encodes 208 amino acids. NCBI's taxonomy places the organism in Eukaryota, Metazoa, Chordata, Actinopteri, Perciformes, Nototheniidae. Gene Ontology annotation, biological process: DNA repair. The transcript is spliced from 7 exons.
AAAACGUUGCAGUAGUCAUGUGGAGAUCUUUUUCCCUCUUCUCUGACAGCUGUCCUACAUGGGUCUGAACCGACUGAACGACGGGGAGGACGAGCAGCCAAUCGGAGAAGCUAUUGGCUACCUGCCUCCGGAUGCUUGGCACAAAGUGGCCCAGAGAGCAGAGAGCUGUUUCAGGGCAGCCCCCUCCUUCCACUACAUGAUGGGCUCGUUCCAUGCAGAGCCGCCUCCUCCAAAGCAAAGGAUAGAGCGGCAGAGGAAGGCCCCCGGAAAAGAAGUCAAAAGGAUAAUGCCUACUCAGCUGAAGAAAAUGGGAGGCUCCCAUCAAGAAGCGACAGAGAAAGAGGUGGAGAGGAUCCUGGGAUACCUGAAGACGUAUUACCAAGAUGAUCCAACAUCCCCAAUAUCCUAUUACGAGUUUGUCAUCGACCCCAAGUCGUUUUCCCGGACAGUUGAGAACAUUUUCCACACGUCCUUUCUCGUCAGGGAUGGGCUGGCUAGGAUGUAUUUAGAUAAUUACAAAUUACCUUGUAUAGCUCCAGUGGAGGAGGGAGAGGUGGAAGCUGGAGGAUCAAGCAUCCGUAAACAGUGCAUUGUCUCCAUCAGCCCAAAGCGAUGGAAGGAACUUAUAGGGGCCUACGACAUCAGGGACACAAUGAUCGAUCCUUCAAACAUGCAGCCUGAGUGAUGGACCCUGCCGCCUUUUUUUGUUGUUGAAUUGUUCGAAACGUCCAGCAGUUACUUAUUUCUGUUGAACACAUUGAUUUAAUCUGAGUUUUUUACUGUUUUAAAAGUUUGAAUAAUAAAAGGAAAAAAAGGAGAAA